UGAUUCAGGGAGCAGGAACAUGAAAACUAUGCUAGAACCACGAUCUUGCAGGAUAUAUUUUCUCUGCUGCCUGGUACUGGGUUCCUUCAUCUCUUCUUCAGCAGAAGACCACGCAGAUGGGAGUCAUCACCGAACUGGGCGCCUCGAUAGGAACAUGGUGCAAGACAAGGAUCACAUCCUUGAAGAUUUAGAUGGUGUAAUCGAUAAACCGGAAUCUGAGAUGUCACCACAAGAACUGCAGCUUCAUUACUUCAAAAUGCACGAUUACGAUGGCAACAAUUUGCUUGAUGGGUUAGAGCUUGCUACUGCCAUAUCGCAUGUACAUAAAGAGGAUGGUAGUGAACCCACCCAGCCCAUGAAAGAAGAGGAACUAAUUAACUUAAUUGAUGACGUCUUGCGAGAUGACGAUAAGAAUUACGAUGGCUACAUCGACUAUGCCGAAUUCGCAAAGUCACUGGAAUAGAGAUCAAAACAAACAAAAAAACCAUUCUUGUUUGUGUGACCCAGUACAAUGUGAUUCUUGACUGCCUCUCUGUCGUAUGUUCCACUGUUUGGGCUGCAAAAUGAAUUGUAGGGAAAUGUGUCAACUGUUUCUUUAUUUCUUAUGUGUUUGGGAGAGAAGUUUGUGGUGGGAGCCAUUUGAUCGCUUAACACUGUUGAGCAAUAAGAUACACUGUCCAAGUUAGCUAAUCAUUUGGCAGCGUUGGCUUAAAGGCUUAGUUCUAAAGACUAUGGUCUGGCAACCACUUAUCUCCAGAAUACCUUUCAAGGGAGUUCCUUAAGCAUGGGA
This is a messenger RNA of Euleptes europaea (tarantolino), 790 nucleotides long. It is a transcript of the gene MCFD2, whose product is annotated as multiple coagulation factor deficiency 2, ER cargo receptor complex subunit. Gene Ontology annotation, molecular function: calcium ion binding. NCBI's taxonomy places the organism in Eukaryota, Metazoa, Chordata, Lepidosauria, Squamata, Sphaerodactylidae. The transcript has 4 exons. The record is from RefSeq and is a predicted model, not a curated record. Bases 20 to 463 code for a protein of 147 amino acids.